Messenger RNA from Anoplopoma fimbria (sablefish), 1418 nucleotides. RefSeq names its product FUN14 domain containing 1 (gene fundc1). NCBI's taxonomy places the organism in Eukaryota, Metazoa, Chordata, Actinopteri, Perciformes, Anoplopomatidae. The record is from RefSeq and is a predicted model, not a curated record. The transcript is spliced from 5 exons. The coding region runs from base 69 to 524 and encodes 151 amino acids. Gene Ontology annotation, cellular component: mitochondrial outer membrane. Gene Ontology annotation, biological process: autophagy of mitochondrion.
ACCGCCUCUCUCCAGUGGGGGCGCUGUUGCUGCAGCAGGUUCAUCUGAGGACACUACAGCACUCCAAAAUGGCGAACCGCGACAAGGAGCUGGAAGAGGAGAUUUACGACAAGGUCGUGGAUCUGACGGAAUACGCCAAACGUCAGAGAUGGUGGAACCGCGUCUUCGGGAAAAACUCAGGGCCCUUAGCGGAGAAGUACUCCGUGGCCACACAGUUAGCCAUCGGGGGAGUGAGUGGAUGGUGUGCAGGAUAUCUCUUCCAGAAGGUUGGAAAAGUUGCUGCUACAUCUGUAGGAGGAGGUCUUCUUCUGUUGCAGAUCGCUAACAAUAGUGGCUAUAUCCAAGUGGACUGGAAGAGAGUAGAGAAGGAUGUCAACAAAGCCAAGAAGCAGUUAAAGAAAGGCACCAAUCAAGCAGGCCCAGAGAUAAACACGUUUGUUGAGAAGUCCACAGAGUUUGUGAAGAAAAACAUUGUUGUCACAAGUGGUUUCGUCGGAGGAUUCCUGCUUGGCAUGGUGUCUUAGGGUCUGCCAAAUAAGAACAGUCUGUACUCCUUUUGAUGUUGUGAGAAACUUUAGGGAAACAUCAUAAAUCAUUGCUGGAAGGUUUUAAAGUAUUUCGACAGCAAGCAACCUAUUCAAGAUUAGCUUGUAGCUCUGUGUCUCUGCACAAGCUGCACAUCCUUUUGUCUACUUAAAUACUGUACAUGUGACAGGUACUGUCUAUUAUAAUGUGGGACUUCUUGGAUAGAAUUCUGGAAAAUCAACGCACACCAAGGGGUUGUAAUGAGGUGCUGAUCCCUGGAAGUAAAGUAUGAAAAAACACGCUCUCGCUACAUAUGCAUUUCUGUUUUAUUCAGAUGAUGUUUCAGCAAUCAGGCCUUCUUCAAGAUCCACAAUUGUUGCACCGACCUGAAUGACCCUCCUAAAAUACUCCUCUUUCCAGGCCAAAUAAUGAUACAUAUCAUGCAAAAUUAUUUUUUCAAAAAGUGUAAAGGCUAUCAGAAUGUUUUUAUUUAUUUAUUUUUACCACACUGUCAUUGUCAAACAAUGAAAGGUUGCGCAUCGUCAUCGCUGCCUUGUUGCACACAAUGAAGCCAAACAUAAUGCAGCUAAGUGAAAGUAGAUUUAAAUUCACCUUCACAUGGCAGAUGGUGUCCUUAGGACAUCAACCCUGCCAGUGUUAUAUUUUCAGACAUUGUAAUCAACCAUGUUGCUGAUGGAUAAGAGAUUGUUAUGCCUUUUUCAGAGGUGCCACUUGUUUGAUGGGUUAUGUCUGCUUCCCCUGCAUCUCUUUUUAAAAUGUAUUUUGUGUAGCAAUACAUUGACGCUUUAAGUACCGAAAGCUAUGGUAUGUCUACAAUGUAAGUUUGAUGAACAAAUAAAAAUGACAAAAUCAGUUGAAUAUUUUUCUCAUGU